CGUGGUGGGAGGAGGGUAAGCGCGAGGGGUGAGAGGCAACCGUUCACGUCUUUUCGACGUCGACGCAACCCCGUUGGCGCAGAAUAGCUGCUCAGUGCUCGUCGAACGGCGCUGUGUUGCGACGGGACCAUGCCGCCGCGCCCUGCAGCACCGAUCAACCGAUCUCAGACGAUAUAGUCUACGAUAGAAAUUGACGAACCGCUGUGGCUCGACGAGCCAACCGAUCGAAGGGCUGAUUACCGGAAACUGACGACCAAAAAUGUGACGCGCGGCGUGCAUACGACGGCCGAGCCUCGAACAGAGAAGACCGGACGACUAUUGGCAGCCUGACGUUGGAUCGACGGGAGCAGGCUCGACAACAUGAAUUCGAGCGGAGAAUCAGGCGGCACGAUGACCGAAGACUACGAGGUAACAGGCUGCGGCCUGCCGGAAGAGGAAACAGGAUCAAACUUGCCAGUUUGGGAAGCCGCAGCCGCCUCUUUGGCGCUAGGCUUCCUCGUUCUCACCACGGUGCUCGGCAACGCGUUGGUGAUCCUCAGUGUGUUCACCUACAGACCUCUGCGAAUCGUUCAGAACUUCUUCAUCGUCUCGCUGGCGGUCGCCGAUCUCGCGGUCGCCAUCUUAGUGAUGCCUUUCAACGUCGCCUAUCUUCUUCUGGGCAAGUGGAUCUUCGGUAUACACCUUUGUAAAUUGUGGUUAACCUGCGACGUGCUCUGUUGCACCGCGAGCAUACUGAAUCUGUGCGCGAUCGCGCUCGAUCGUUACUGGGCGAUCACCGAUCCUAUCAAUUACGCGCAGAAACGAACGCUGAAGAGGGUUCUAGCGACGAUAGCGGGCGUGUGGAUAUUGUCCGGUGCGAUCAGUUCGCCGCCUUUGGCUGGUUGGAACGACUGGCCGGAAGAAUUGGAGCCAGGGACACCCUGUCAGUUAACCAGAAGACAGGGCUACGUGAUUUACUCGUCGUUAGGCUCGUUCUUUAUUCCUCUGUUGUUGAUGAGCCUGGUGUAUCUCGAGAUCUUCUUAGCGACGAGAAGAAGACUGAGAGAACGAGCCAGGCAAAGUAGAAUAAACGCUGUGCAAUCGACCAGACAUCGCGAGGUAGACGACGCGGAAGAGUCUGUCAGUUCGGAAACUAACCAUAACGAAAGAUCGACGCCUCGAUCGCACGCCAAACCAUCGUUGAUCGACGACGAACCGACCGAGGUAACGAUAGGAGGUGGCGGCACCGUGACCACGUCCUCCUCCAGGAGGACGACCAGUGGCCGAGCACCGGCGACAACCACCACCGUGUAUCAAUUCAUCGAGGAACGACAAAGAAUCUCGUUGUCGAAGGAGAGACGAGCCGCGAGGACGCUGGGCGUGAUCAUGGGCGUUUUCGUCGUCUGCUGGCUACCGUUCUUCCUCAUGUACGUGAUCGUACCGUUCUGUCCGGCUUGUUGUCCAUCGGACCGGAUGGUCUACUUCAUCACGUGGCUCGGUUACGUGAACAGCGCGCUGAAUCCGCUCAUCUACACGAUCUUCAAUCUUGACUAUAGAAGAGCGUUCAGAAGGCUGCUGCGCAUUCGUUGAACCACGAGCCGGCUGCUUAGUUCUAUUCCGAGACUGUGACAGACAUUGUUGUUCGUUCUUGUUGCCGUUACGCUCGUCGAGUGCACCGCGAACGACAGCGAAACUUCGACCCGCUUGAGAUUGGUCGUCGAGCAAGACGACCACAACCACGCGACCAUCGCAGUUCCACUGCUGUUUUUGCGGACCGAGAUCGAGGACGACGAAGGCGGAUGCGCUGGUCGAUCAGCCACGCUACCACGAUCGUCGUUUCGCGCUUCGUUUCGCGCUUCGUUUCGCGUCACGAAACGGCAUAUGACUUCGCGGUUCCGCGAUGCGACGAGGUCAUGGAAGAGUUUGAAGGAAAACGUGUUUCGCGUUUGCUGGGUGAAAAUCUAUCGGUACAUAGCGCGGACGACGAUGUAUCGCGACGGCCGUGCGCAAUUUACAGACGUUGGACGAAUUUUCGGUGGCACGAACGUCGAUUUUACCGGGACGAGAUAACGAGAGCGAAGCAAACUGCGAGUUCCAAUCGCGCGGCAUAGAUCAAGCGACCAAACGGCGAGCACGAUAGUCUAAUUUACCGGCGAUAUUCUCGCAAAAGGUCGUUUCGUUAAAGUUGUUCCAUUAAUUCUGCAAAGCGAGCGAGGGAACAAGGCGCGCGGAUAAGGAAUCUUAAGGAAAUGAAAUCUCCAAGCUGAAUCGUGCCGCGAUCGUUCCUUCCUUUCGUCGAGCGUCGUUACUUGGUCGUUGCUUUAAGUCGUAGAACAAACUCGCAGUGGACCUUCGUUUCGCGAACAAUCACAGCAGGAGAAGGUACAGAUCGACGAAUUCGAUCCGUUUAACGCUCGUUCGAUCGGUCGGUCGGGCUCGUCCAAACAGGUAGUCGAUUCGGUCCGAUGCAUUGAAUAGGCAACGUUUUCAAGUAGUACGAGUCGCGUAGAGAUUCGACUGCGGCGUCGAGUCGAUCGUUCCAUUUUCUAUCGAGCCUCGUAAAAUAUCGCUCCCCAGGGAACAGAAGAAUUUCAAGAUGCCCGUUGAAUCGAUGGUAAUACGAGCCUUUCGAAUUUCCUCUUCGCGCAGCUUUCCAGCUUUUUUCUCGCGAUACUCGCGGAUAAAGAGUUGAGAUUCGUCUCGUAUACGUUCUCGCCUCUUCUUUUCUCCAGUUCGAUCGAGUUCUAAAAUAAUACGCGAGAGACGGUGGAAACGAUGGAUUGGGCGACGACGCGUUCAUGAGAACCGAAACACGGCCACGGUGCGUUCUUCUCGUUUGCCGAUCUCAAAGAGAUUCGCGUUUACGAAUAGGAAUUUUCUACGAAAUCGACCAAGACUCCGGUUAAGACGUUUAGAAGAUAGAAUAUACGUUUCCUAGGGUGGUAUACGCGCUCGUAAUGUAACUCACUUACCGAAUGAGAUCGUGCACAAGGCGGAUACAACCCGUUCGAGAUUCUCUGGCGCUCUUUUAAUAGCCAAAAGCGAGCGGGGAUUAAUUCGCGGAACAAUAGACACGGUUACCUUCCUCUUGGCCGAUGAUCGUUCUCUUAAACAGCCCUCGUAAAAAGAACGUUUUGUUUAAAGUCAGCUGCUUCGCUUCGUCCGCGUUCGACCUUGCAUUCUUCAAAGAAUCUUCCGGACAAAGUGUCGCCGAGACUUCUAAAUUCAUGAUCGGACAACCAGUUGGAAAUAUCUCGAGAUUCGACGGUUGUAACGAAAUCGAGGUUGGAUUUUUUUUUUAUUUUUUAAACUACGUCUUUAAUCAGAUAAGCAAUUUCAAGCUAUCAAGCGCAGGCAAUUCUUUGUAUCGGUGAUGGUUUGCUAUUAAUUUUGAAAGGAAGCGUUCGAAAUCGUCGAACGGGUUAAUUUUUGUACCGAUAGAAAAAUCUCGCACAUAUAUCCGCAGAAUCGAGAACGGGGUAUGUGAUGGACGAGUGGAGCUCGUUAGCCGGGUCGUUGUAACGAGAUCAACGUGGUUGAUUGUUGUCGAUUUUUCUUGGAGCGUGGUCGAGGUUUCGAGGAAAAACUUUCACCGGAGCAUCGAUCCUCCCGGGAGGAGAAAAAGCGAAGAGUUUGGUAUUUUCUUGGCAACGAUAACGAGCGAGAGAUGUCGCGCAUUCUUAAAUGCGCCGUAGACGUUACUCACUCCGUUCGUUAUUAAUCGCAAGUGUUAUGGUCGUGAAUAUCGAUAACGAAGAAUCCGAGUGCCAGAAGAAAAAGGUUAGCGUUAAAAGAGAAGAAGGAAAAAGGUGAAAAAAGCGCGCUAAGGAAAGAAAGGGAACGCGUCCCGUCGGUUCGCUAUCGACGAGGACGUCGACGAUUCGACGCGAAGUUACGUUCGUAACACAUAUAGACACACCAAAGGAAGCAAUUACGCGACGCUAGUAAGAGAAUGUUGCGACUGUCUGCGUGUGUCCGUGCAUAAAAAUUAUAUGUAAGUCGCCUGCACUCUUCUUUCCGCGAGCAGCGAUAGCGAGCGCACGAAUCGUGCACGAAACGGAAGCGCUCGUACGCUCGAAGAAAAUCGAAAAAGUUGCCUCUUCGUGCCUCAACGUUCGCCGGUCCUUUAAUUAAGUAAAAGCUCUGACGUUCGUCGAGCGUGAAAAAGAAAGCCCUCGUAUACUCGAUACAUAUCGAUGGUUCGGACAGUGAAUAACGAUAUACGCGAUCGUUGACCGAGCACAGCGAUUCGUGGUAUAAUAAUAUAAUGGCGCGCGCGAAUCAGUUCGUUAAUAGGACACGGGGAACAACGCGCGCCGCUGAUGAAACACGGCAUAACGUAUCGUCGUAUCGGCGAAUGAUUGAAGCGCGAGGAGUUAAAUUAAAACGAGUCGUUACCGAUCAACGAGGGAACAGGUGACACGUUUGCCGUCCCCUCGAGUGUCGCGCCAAAUCGAAUAAAGUAACACGAAAGUUAAAAAGGUAUAGAAUGGAGGAAAAAAAGAUACAAAAAAAAAAAAGAAAAAAGAGAAGAGAGAAAAA
This is a messenger RNA of Bombus huntii, 4521 nucleotides long. Its product is annotated as tyramine/octopamine receptor. The record is from RefSeq and is a predicted model, not a curated record. The transcript is spliced from 3 exons. Gene Ontology annotation, cellular component: membrane. Gene Ontology annotation, biological process: adenylate cyclase-activating adrenergic receptor signaling pathway. Gene Ontology annotation, molecular function: octopamine receptor activity. The coding region runs from base 361 to 1569 and encodes 402 amino acids. NCBI's taxonomy places the organism in Eukaryota, Metazoa, Arthropoda, Insecta, Hymenoptera, Apidae.